Pyrenophora tritici-repentis Pt-1C-BFP is the source of this 674-nucleotide messenger RNA. NCBI's taxonomy places the organism in Eukaryota, Fungi, Ascomycota, Dothideomycetes, Pleosporales, Pleosporaceae. The record is from RefSeq and is a predicted model, not a curated record.
AUGGUCUCCUUCACCACCCUCCUCACCCUCUCCGCCGCCGCCCUCGCAGCCCCCGCCACCAUCCCAGACGGCAACCCAACCUUCCCAGACUUCAGCUGGAAAUGGCACGUCACCAACUGGGAAGCCCUCUGCCAAGCCGACGGCUGCCAAUACGGCUUCGACGUCGAGGUGCCGUCAGCCAAGAACGCCGUGGGCGACAUCACAGGCGUGAAAGCGCACUGCAAGGGCCGAGAGAACUACUCCGAGGCCCGCAAAUACAACGUCUACGAGAGCUGCGAGAUUCUCGAAGGACCGAAAGAGAACGGCGUGGCGGCCAAGUUGAGCGAGCGAAAGGCUGGCUCCGAUGAUUACCCGGGCAAGAUCUAUGUUAGCUUCCUGCAGGCUGCGAAUGAGCAGGCUGGAACGCGUGCGGUUAACUUUACGGGUACUUAUGAUGCCAUUUACAAUGGCGAUGAGGAACGCAUGUACUUUGAUAUCACACCUGAUACGGCUAGCUUUGUUUAGAUGGGGGAUGUAUGGAUAACGUCCGUCCCUGAGUGCUGGGACACCCUCCGUGCUGGGACAAAUGAGGGGCACUUUGACUUUGAGCAUAUUGCUUUCUUCACACACGCCGAUGCUUGCCAUAAGUCUGUAUUAGUAAUGUUCCAUAGCUAUUCAUAGAUAUAUCCCACCCC